AUGGCCGACUCAACGCCCGAUGCGCCAACUUCGGAAAUAGUUUCCAUCACCCUGAGCCAUGAUGGCAAGGUACACAGCUUCCAACUUGAACCUGAUGCGACCAUCACCGACCUGGCAAACACCGUCGAGGAGCAGCUGUCCAUCCCCGUAAGCAACCAAAAGUUCAUCGCCCCAAAGCUCGGCCUGCUCAAGGCGCCGUUUAAAGACCCAAACCUGCCCGUUGCGCAGCUCGACAAUCGCAAGCCCAUCAAGUUAAUGGGCACGACGGCCGGCGAUGUUGCCGACUUGAACAAGACCCUCGAUGCCGCCGCGGCCCGCGAAGCAGUCUACGCCGCCCAGCGCCGCGCCCAGCCCAAGAUCCGAACCCAAAAGACGGCGCAGCAGCUCCAGGACGAAGCCAAGUAUACCUUUCACAAGGUGGAACCGCUACGCUACCUACCCAACCCGGAGCGCUCGCGGCAGUUUCUCGAGCGGCUCAAGGCCGACCCGGGUAUCGUAUCGGUCAUGCGCAAGCGGCAGUACACGGUCGGCCUGCUCACCGAGAUGGACCCGCUCAGCAAUACGGAGAGCAACCACGAGGGCACCACGCGCCUGCUGGGUCUGAACCGCAACCGCGGCCAGGUGAUUGAGCUGCGCCUGCGCACCGAUGCCUAUGACGGCUACCGCGACUACAAGACCAUUCGCAAGACGCUCUGCCACGAGCUCACGCACAAUGUGCACGGCGACCACGACCGCAAGUUUUGGGACCUGUGUCACCAGAUUGAAAAAGAAGUGGCCCAGGCCGACUGGAAGUCCAGCGGGCGGUCCAUCUCGGCGCAGAGCGAUUUCUACGAGCCGAGUGAGGAAGUGGCAUACGACCACGGCGGCUGGACUGGCGGCGAGUUUGUGCUCGGCAGCGGUCCGAGUGGCAGCCGGGCGGCGGGAGGUCGGAGUAUCAGGGAGGUCCUGGCCGAAGCCGCCGAGGAGAGGAUACGGAGGACAGACGCCUCGAGAAGGCAGAAUGAUGAAGCUGAUCCGGGGCAGGAAAACCCCUAA
Messenger RNA from Pestalotiopsis fici W106-1, 1035 nucleotides. RefSeq lists its product as uncharacterized. Lineage: Eukaryota; Fungi; Ascomycota; Sordariomycetes; Amphisphaeriales; Sporocadaceae. Bases 1 to 1035 code for a protein of 344 amino acids. Gene Ontology annotation, molecular function: proteasome binding. The record is from RefSeq and is a predicted model, not a curated record. The transcript has a single exon.